Molecule: messenger RNA, 645 nt
Organism: Trichoderma virens Gv29-8
Lineage: Eukaryota; Fungi; Ascomycota; Sordariomycetes; Hypocreales; Hypocreaceae
Exons: 5
Coding region: 58-555 (165 amino acids)
Biological process (GO): translation
Cellular component (GO): cytosolic large ribosomal subunit; ribosome
Molecular function (GO): large ribosomal subunit rRNA binding; structural constituent of ribosome
Source: RefSeq, a predicted model, not a curated record
CAUUAUCCUCCCCUGGCAAGCAAACCACGAGCCUCUGUCAGAUAAUCAAUCGCCAUCAUGCCUCCCAAGUUCGAUCCCAACGAGGUCAAGGUCAUCCACCUCCGUGCCACCGGUGGUGAGGUUGGUGCCUCUUCGGCCCUUGCUCCUAAGAUUGGUCCUCUUGGUCUGUCGCCCAAGAAGGUCGGUGAAGAUAUCGCCAAGGCCACUGGUGACUGGAAAGGUCUCCGUGUCACCGUCAAGUUGACCAUCCAGAACCGUCAGGCUGCGGUCUCUGUCGUGCCCACUGCCUCCUCUCUCAUCAUCAAGGCCCUCAAGGAGCCCCCGCGUGACCGCAAGAAGGAGAAGAACAUCAAGCACAACAAGUCCGUCAGCCUCGAUGAGAUCAUUGAGAUUGCCCGCACCAUGCGCUUCAAGUCUUUCGCCAAGGAGCUGAAGGGUACCGUCAGGGAGAUGCUGGGAACUGCUCAGAGUGUUGGCUGCCAGGUCGAUGGCAAGACCCCCCAGGCUGUUCUCGAGGCCAUCGAGAACGGCGAGAUUGAUAUCCCUGAGGAGUAGAGUGUCUGGUUCAGACCAACCAGUUGUCCUACUGAGAAGAAAUUCUCGUUUGUGGUGACACAUCAAUAAAAGAAAAAAAGGUCAAAGAAC